Acomys russatus (golden spiny mouse) is the source of this 2127-nucleotide messenger RNA. RefSeq names its product long-chain-fatty-acid--CoA ligase ACSBG2-like. The record is from RefSeq and is a predicted model, not a curated record. Gene Ontology annotation, molecular function: long-chain fatty acid-CoA ligase activity. Lineage: Eukaryota; Metazoa; Chordata; Mammalia; Rodentia; Muridae. Gene Ontology annotation, cellular component: endoplasmic reticulum; membrane.
AUGUCUGACUCUAAGGAACAAGAAGCCCCCGGGGCCUUCAUGUCUGUCCUGAAAUCAAGAGCCACCUUGAAGACCAAAAUUCACAGCAAAGUAUCGAAGAAGGCAGCAGGAAAAGACUCUCAGAAUCCGGAGGAAUUAGUCACAGCAAGCACCAGCUACUGGACCUCAGAAAGCGAUGGUGAGGUACAGCUGCGCAUGAGCAAGAAGACAAAUAACGAGCCUCCAAUCACAGUACCUGACAUGAUCAUGAGCGCGGCCACCAAGUACGCGCACUACCUGGCGAUCGGCUCCAAGUACAAGAAGAGCUGGCAGCUGCUCACCUACGUCGAGUACUACGAAGCCUGCAGGCGCGCAGCCAAGGCCUUCCUCAAGGUGGGCCUGGAACGCUUCCAUGGUGUGGGGAUCAUGGGCAUCAACUCUGUGGAGUGGGUGAUUGCCAGCAUUGGAGCCAUCAUGGCAGGUGGCAUCUCUGUCGGCAUCUUGUCUACCAACACUCCGAAAACCUGCCAGAUCAUUGCUGAGACCUCAAAAAUGGACAUCUUCGUGGUGGAUAAUGAAAAACAGCUGCAGAAGGUUAACCAGAUCCAGGGUUACCUGAAGCAUCUCAAGGCCAUCAUACAAUACAAAGAGGACAUCCAGGAAGUGCAGCCAAAUCUAUACUCGUGGAAAGGGUUCCUGGACCUUGCAGACGGCAUCCCGGAUGAAACACUGGACAAAAUCAUCGACUCACAGAAGCCUAACCAAUGCUGUACUUUGGUAUACAAUCAGAACACCACGGGGAUCCCAAAGGCCGUAAUGCUUAGCCAUGACAACAUCACAUGGACCACGGCAGCCACUGUUCACCUCAGGUACAAGUGCCCUCCUGAUGGCCAGGAGGUCCUUGUGAGCUACCUGCCACUCUGCUUCGCGGCGAUCCAGAUCUUGGACAUGUGGGUGGCCAUUUCCGUGGCGGGGACAGUUUACUUCCCCUCAAUAGAGGCACUGAAGUGGAGUGGGCUACCACGGGCCCCUGGCACGGGCUUCCUGAUGGAGAUGCUCCGUGAAGUCCAGCCCACCACGUUCUGCGGCAUCCAGUGGGUGUGGGACCGCAUGCUGGACAGUCUGAAGACCAAACACCUGGACUCCUCCGCCUUCCGCAGGAGGAUUGACCGCUGGGCCAUGCACAUGGGCCUGAGCACCAACAAGAGGCGGAUACUCGGGCAGAUCCACCAGCCGCUGUGCUUUGGCCUGGCCAAACGACUGACCUUCGAACCCGCUAGGAAGUUCCUAGGUCUCAACCAUUGCCACCAGUUUCUAAGCGUGGGCCAGGGGCUGCCGAGGGCCACGAUGGAUUUCUUCCUCAGCCUGGAUAUCCCUAUCAUGGAGCUGUACGGCUUGUCGGAGUGCACGGGAUUGCACUCUCUGUCCAACCCCCAGACCUUCCGGCUCCAGAGCUGUGGGAAGCCAUUUCCCAGCACCCACACAAAGCUGGAAAAGCAGAACCAAGAUGGAGUCGGGAAUUUGUGUAUCUGGGGCCGUCACAUAUUCAUGGGUUAUCUCAAUGACAAGGAGAACACAGAGAAGGAAACGGACAGCUAUGGCUGGCUGCACACGCACGACCUGGGCUUCUUGGAUUUCGACAGGUUCCUCUAUAUCCUGGGGGACAUCGAUGAUAUGAUCACCCUGAGCUCAGGUGAGGUGGUCAACCCGAGUCCCAUCGAGGAGCGUGUAAGGACACGCAUCCCCAUUGUGCGCUACGCAAUGCUGGUGGGCCAGGACGCCCCAUUCCUGUGCGCCCUCCUCACACUGAAGUGUCAGAUCAACCCAGAGACCGGAGAGGCUCGGAGUACCCUGACCAGCGAGGUCGUGGCUUGCUGUCGGAAACUGAAGAGCCAGUCCACUUGGUUGGCAGAUGUCCUAUAUGACCGUGACCCUUUGGUUACAGAGUUCAUCAGCCAGGGCAUCCAGGAUGUGAACGAGGAGGCGCCCUCAGAGGGUGCCAAGAUCCUUAAGUGGGUCAUUAUAGACAAUGAUUUCUCUGUGGCCGGCGGGGAGCUUGGACCCAUGAGUGAGUUGAGCAGGGCUACUGUGGCCAAGAUAUACCAGGAGGACAUCCAGAAACUCUAUGAGGCAGAUCCGACCCCCUAG